AUGCGCGCGGCUGGCACGUACAAGGUCGAGCGGGUGAUCGAAAGCCCCCAGGCAGGGGCGGUGAAGGUCUCUGGUGGGUCAGAGCCCGUCCUCAACUUUUGUGCCAACAACUACCUUGGCCUGUCGAGUCAUCCGUCAUUGGUGGAGGCUGCCCAGAGCACGCUGUCGUCGCACGGCUUCGGCUUGUCCUCGGUUCGCUUCAUCUGUGGCACACAGGAUCUGCACAAGCAGCUUGAGGCUGCCAUCAGCAAGUUCCACGGUACGGAGGACACCAUCCUCUUCCCCUCCUGCUUCGAUGCCAACGCGGGGCUCUUCGAGGCCUGCCUAGGCCCGGAGGAUGCCGUGAUCUCGGAUGCGUUGAACCACGCCUCCAUUAUCGAUGGUAUCCGGCUUUGCAAGGCGCAGCGGCACCGGUACAAUCACAUGGACAUGGCGCACCUUGAGGAGAUCCUCAAGGAGUGCGUCGCGAAAGGCACGCGCCAGCGGAUGAUCGUGACGGACGGGGUCUUCUCAAUGGAUGGAGACAUCGCGCCGCUUCGCGAGAUCUGCGACCUCGCGGACAAGUACGAGGCCCAGGUCUUCGUAGACGAAUGCCACGCCACGGGAUUCCUCGGUCGCACGGGCCGUGGAACUCCGGAACUGUGCGGGGUAGCAGACCGCGUGGACAUCGUCAACAGCACCCUCGGCAAAGCCUUGGGCGGUGCAACUGGCGGAUACACCACGGGACCCAAGGCCUUGAUUGACCUCCUGCGCAACAGAGCCAGGCCUUACCUCUUCUCCAACACGCUGGCCCCCUCAGUGGCCGGGGCAUCACUUCAGGUCUUCAAGAUGCUGUCUGACGAGGCCAGCAGCAAGGACCUCCGGGGCCGACUAGAGGCCAACGUCCAGCAGUUCCGCUCUUCGAUGCAAGCUGCGGGAUUCAAGCUGAGCGGCCAUGAGAGUUGCCCGAUCGUUCCCGUCAUGCUCGGGGACGCCCGGCUAGCAUCGGAGAUGGCAGACGAGAUGCUGAAGCGAGGUAUCUACGUCAUCGGCUUCAGCUACCCCGUGGUGCCAAAAGGGGCCGCGCGCAUCCGAGUGCAGAUGAGCGCCUCCCACACGCCGGAGCAGGUGCAGCGCUGCAUCGACGCCUUCGUCGAAGUGGGCCGGGCGAAGGGCGUGCUGUGA
Symbiodinium natans is the source of this 1164-nucleotide messenger RNA. The record is from the annotation of a GenBank genome assembly. NCBI's taxonomy places the organism in Eukaryota, Dinophyceae, Suessiales, Symbiodiniaceae.